CCCGUUGCAGCCUUCAUUUUUUUCCCUUUUAUUUUUUUUAGCCAACCUCGUAAAAAGACAAGGUUUUUAAAAGCUCGUUGGACAUUUGUUUUUUUGACUUUCCCUCCCCAGUUUAACCAAGUGUUUACAUUCGUGUUUUUACUCUGCGGAGGAUUUUUGGUUUUGUUUCCUUUUUACGUUGUCACAAUGGCUCGUAUGAACAGACCGGCCCCCGUGGAGAUCACCUACAAAAACAUGAGGUUCCUCAUUACCCACAAUCCCACCAACGCCACCCUGAACAAGUUCAUCGAGGAGCUGAAGAAGUACGGAGUCACCACCGUGGUGAGAGUUUGUGAGGCCACUUAUGACGCCACUCUGGUGGUGAAGGAAGGGAUCCAAGUCCUGGAUUGGCCCUUCGAUGACGGAGCUCCUCCCUCCAACCAGAUCGUGGACGAUUGGCUGAACCUGCUGAAGCUGAAGUUCAGGGAGGAGCCGGGCUGCUGCGUGGCGGUGCACUGUGUGGCGGGUCUGGGGAGAGCUCCGGUUCUGGUCGCGCUCGCCUUGAUCGAAUGUGGGAUGAAGUAUGAAGACGCGGUCCAGUUCAUACGGCAGAAGCGCCGCGGAGCGUUCAACAGCAAGCAGCUGUUCUACCUGGAGAAAUAUCGUCCAAAGAUGCGCCUGCGCUUCAAAGAUUCCAACGGCCAUCGCAAUACCUGCUGCAUCCAGUAGAGCUCCACCCCCCCCCCCCCCCCCUUCAGUUUGAACCCGCUUGUUGUCUUAGCCAUUGUGUUGAAGUAUUUUAUUUUGGUAAACCAUGCUCAUUAAGUCAAACUGCCCCCCCUCCCCCCUUCAGUAAAGUAAAAUGAGUUGUGUUAACUGGAAGCACCACAUUUUCUCCUCAAACCGUCACAAACCCGCUAAGGAGGGGCAGCGCGUGUCAUCGUUUAACUGGUGAAAUGUUUCCCCUCCGUCGGCCCACGUUUACAAACCCUGAGAAUCUCCCAAAAGGCCAAUUCAUGUGACGAGAGAGAGGAAUGCCUUCCUUCAAACAGAUGGUUCAUCCGUAAAUGCCUUACAGUGGAAGUGAGACGGGGGCAGAGGGGGCGGAGUCUCGCCGCCCGCCGGCAUUUGGAAAAGGUGUUUUCAUUUUUCUACUCGGAGCAAAAAAAAAAGCGAAACAAAAAAAAAACCUAGAAAUCGUUGCCUUUGUCUUGUGCAGGAAGUCUUACUCUCACUUUCAGUAACUAUUUUUAAUAUACAAUGCUUACGUGUUGCAAUAUUUGUCAAUUUUAUUUCUUUUCUCUAUCAAACCUUCUGUUUACUAAUUAACUGCCAUAUCCAAAAUGUGAUUUCAUUUUUUAAUUUUAGUUUUUUUUUAUUUUGCUUCAAGCUGGACUUCCAACGUCUGCGAUAUUUUGUAUUUCUCUUUAUUUGAUGUCUGUAACUUAAGACUUGGAUACUUGAUGAUUUUAUGUAUUUGAUAAUGUGUAUUAUCAUUAUCAUCAUUAUUAUUAUUAUUAGGUUGGCUAUUUAUACUAUCAAUGGAUGUGUGAUUUAGUACCGUGAGCGACAACGUUGUACCUGUUCACCAACCUGUGAGUACAUUAAAUGAUACACUGAUGAGCAGA
Messenger RNA from Pungitius pungitius (ninespine stickleback), 1607 nucleotides. RefSeq names its product protein tyrosine phosphatase 4A1 (gene ptp4a1). Bases 187 to 708 code for a protein of 173 amino acids. Gene Ontology annotation, cellular component: nucleus; cytoplasm. Gene Ontology annotation, biological process: protein dephosphorylation. The transcript has 5 exons. The record is from RefSeq and is a predicted model, not a curated record. NCBI's taxonomy places the organism in Eukaryota, Metazoa, Chordata, Actinopteri, Perciformes, Gasterosteidae. Gene Ontology annotation, molecular function: protein tyrosine phosphatase activity.